Triticum dicoccoides is the source of this 2218-nucleotide messenger RNA. RefSeq lists its product as uncharacterized. The transcript has 7 exons. The record is from RefSeq and is a predicted model, not a curated record. Bases 1022 to 1924 code for a protein of 300 amino acids. NCBI's taxonomy places the organism in Eukaryota, Viridiplantae, Streptophyta, Magnoliopsida, Poales, Poaceae.
AUGGACGGGCCAGCUUGUCCACAAGGGCUUCCCCCCGGAGUGGGGUUGGGGAUCGAAAAAACAGAGUGGUGGGCGGCUACAUCUGCGGCGGCGGCGCAGCCGUGGGCCCAUGGAUUUCUGUUGCCGGUGGGCGGCGGUGCGGCGGUGCAUCGUGUGUGCUCAACGCCUCCGGCGCAGCUACAUCUGAAAAUCGAAUCUGCGGCCCUGGGCAGCAUUUUAGAGCUGGCGAAGCCAUGACGAUGGACAGGCUGCCUAUCUUCCUGGAUGAAGCCUGCAGCGCGGCGGCGCUGAUGGAGUUGGUUGGCGCGGCAGGCCGCGGGGAGGCAGAGUCCGGCAAUGGAUCUCGCGGGGCGGUCGUGUGUGGAUUUGGGGGCAGUUCUAGGGUUCAGGCUGCGACCAUGUGCUACGAGGUGAGCAAGUGUUGCCGCUGGUGGAGGCGCCGUAUCCUGAUUCAGCGAGAGCGAGGGCGACAAAGAUGAAGCCAUUGAACAUGGAUUCACUGUGCCACCUAUUGAUGUGGACCGGGAGGCUAUGAUUCAAGAUCGAACAGAGAGUCAGAGAGUGUUGAUGGAGGCUCUGCCCAAUCUACUGGCAAGGUUGCUCCCCAAAGCACCUGGUUAGACCAAGAGGGGAAACCUAUAAAAGUGAACAACAGGUUGUGCCGUUGUGAGUGUCUAGCAAUGAUCCGCCUGGAUGCCCAAUGCACAUGUUUGUGAGGCACUACAUGAGGUUGCAAUUUUCUAGAGAUUCAAAAGAAAGCUAUGAAGAGAAGAGGACAAGAACAAGUGGUGUUGUGCACAUGAGCAAGAUUUACACGAGGGUAAUGUUCGACCAGUUCGGCGAGAUGGUGUACAAGGCCAACACAUACAACAUUGAAGAGGUUGAGAAGCUGAAGCUGUACAAAGCGGUGUACACUCAAGCAGAGAGACGGUAGAAAUGGGCCAAGGGUGUAUAUGAUGAAAAGAUCCUGAACGAUGGGGACAAGUUCUAGUGUGAGUGUGGGCUGUUCGAGCAUACGGGGAUGCCGUGCCACCACAUGUUGAAGGUCAUGGACAUUUUUGGUUAUACGGAGAUACCCCAACAAUUGAUCGUGAAGAGGUGGACAAGGGACGCGAAGGAUAUACUUCCAGCAAACCUGCAAAUAUACCAACAAGAUCAUGCUGGUAGCAGGACAAUGACACAUCGCCACACGGUGCUCUAUUGUCAUGCAAUGGAGCUAGUCCGUCUCGGUGAUGCAUGCGUCGAGUCUUACCAGAGAGGAAUGCAGAUAAUUAGGGACGAGAUUGCUUCACUGUCUGAAUUUGAGGACAAGAGAGACGGUUUAGGUUUGGAAGACCACCCCACAAUUACUCCGUCUGCAAUUCCUGACCCGCAAAAAGAAAUGAGAGAGGUUGCUUGCGCAGAGCAAGGAGCACAAGUUGAAACUUUGGCUGGUUUGGGUGCACCCGAAAAGAAGAGGACCGCAGGGCGGCCAACAAAUAGUCAUGAAAAGGCACCAUUAGAGGGGUUGAGUAAGCAAACGCGGUUUUGCAGCAUUUGCAAUGGGAAAGGCCAUAAGAAGACGACCUGCCCAGACGGUGAUUUGCCGAAGCAACCAAGGAAGGAAGUGAAGUGUAGCAACUGUGAUGUGGCUGGUCACAAGAGAAUACCUGCACCAACCCUAAGGGUGUCAAGCUGUAAACAGCGCCUGCAACCAACAGCUAGAGGCGCGAGUCCUAGUACCAACAAGAGUGAGAGUGGAGUUGUGAAUUGGUCGAGAGCGCCCUCCAUCAGCUGGCCAUGCUCAGGUGUGACCUCAGUCUUGGUGUGGAAGACUGACAGCGAUGCUUUCUAUCAGGCCCAAGGAACUCCGCCCGCUCCUGCAGAAGAAGAAGCUGUACACCUUUGUUGGCUUCUGCAUUGGAGGCGACAAGACGAAGCUUAAGUUGUCUGGUUUGGAGAUCAACCCGACAAGUACGUCGACUUGCAGCGCAAAUGGAGAGUUCCAAACAAUGGAAAGAAGUGGCAGUCUUUGGCUGAGUUUGCAGCCAGCCUCAUCCACCCAUCCUACAAGGAAAUGAAGCAGAAGAUCGACAGGAAUUCGGACCACCUACUAUGGGGGGACAGCCCACUGCCAAACAAGCUCAUCGAGUACGUCGCGAAAGAUGCGUACGUCACCUACGAGGCAUGUAAGAAAAUCGAAAUCACCAAAACGGGUUUGGAGCUCUGGCAAGAGGCG